This is a messenger RNA of Nasonia vitripennis (jewel wasp), 1175 nucleotides long. RefSeq lists its product as uncharacterized. The record is from RefSeq and is a predicted model, not a curated record. Lineage: Eukaryota; Metazoa; Arthropoda; Insecta; Hymenoptera; Pteromalidae. The coding region runs from base 678 to 1151 and encodes 157 amino acids. The transcript has 2 exons.
GCCAGAAAUUCAAAGAAGUUUUUAAAUUAUAUUUAUCAUAUAUCAUUAAACAUUUUGGUAGAAGUGUUACUGUUGUUUUUGAUGGAUAUAACAACGAAUAUAUUGGAGUAAAAUCAUAUGAAAGAUAUUGCCGGAGAGAGAAAAACGUCGGAGCCGAUAUCGAUAUCUCUGAAGAUAAAAUGGUAACAAUGAAUCAGACAAAAUUUCUUUCAAAUAUUAGUAAUAAACUAAAUUUUGUGGAUUUACUAUCAAAAUAUUUAAAGGAAAAUAACAUUCAUACAAAAAUUUCAGAAAAAGAUGCAGACACUGUAAUUAUUCGUACGGCCAUAGAAUUAAAAGAUAGUAAUGAAAGUUUCGUUUCAGUGGUCGGCAAUGAUAUAGAUUUGUUAAUUUUACUAAUUACACACUGCAUCGGUGGAAAUGAAAUAUAUUUUUAUAAAAUGUCACUGAACGAGAAAAAUGAAUUAUAUUCAAGCAGAGAUCAUAAACAUUUAGAAAAAUACAUUUUAUUUGCUCAUGCGUUUGCUGGAUGUGAUUCAACAAGUGCUAUAUAUAAUAAAGGUAAAAAAAGUAUUAUAACAUUAUUACAAAAAAAUUAAGACUUGCAACAAUUGAUAUCCAUAUUUUAUAAGCCAUUCCAAAAUGUCGACGAUAUAUAUACAGUUGCUGAAAAACUUAUGAUAAAAAUGUAUGGUGCAGAUGACCAAAAACUGACUCUAUAUGAAUUAAGAUAUAAAACAUUUUGCACAUCUACAGCAAUUGCAAAAAAAGAAUUAUCUUUAUCGUCUUUACCGCCUAAAGAUUCGGUAUUAAGAGAGCAUGCUAAAAGAGUAUAUUACCAAAUGCAGAUUUGGCUUGGAUUCGAUUUAGAUCCAGUAUUAUGGGGAUGGAAGAGAACGAGUAAUAUGCUACUACCUAUUAUGAAUCCUAAACCAGUUGCACCAAUCGAAUUACUAAAGAUGAUAUUCUGUGGAUGUAAAACAAACUGUAACACAUACCGAUGUUCGUGCAAAAAGGCUGGAAUAAAAUGUAGUUACAGCUGUAAAAAUUGCAAUGGCCAAAGCUGUGAAAAUGCUUCAAAUUCGCAUAAGGUCAUACUUGAGAGUGAUACAGAAGAGCGACAAGAUGAUAUACAGGGUGGGCCAUUUUAAUCAAACCAGUCUAAUAACUCCUAA